This is a messenger RNA of Fonsecaea multimorphosa CBS 102226, 5310 nucleotides long. RefSeq lists its product as uncharacterized. The transcript is spliced from 2 exons. Gene Ontology annotation, molecular function: cytoskeletal motor activity; chitin synthase activity; ATP binding. Lineage: Eukaryota; Fungi; Ascomycota; Eurotiomycetes; Chaetothyriales; Herpotrichiellaceae. The record is from RefSeq and is a predicted model, not a curated record. Bases 1 to 5310 code for a protein of 1769 amino acids. Gene Ontology annotation, cellular component: cell periphery; cell septum; myosin complex.
AUGGCAAACCGCUACUCGACGUACUCGAACAACUCUUCGCAAGUUGGUGCUGCCAGAACAGCAGCCCAACAGCCUACCCAAGUCUCGACUACUACGCUUCUCAACUCCCUACACACAAUUUAUGCCUCCGGCCAAACAUACCAACUCGACUCGAGCACGAGCAUUGCGGUCAACACGUGGCUGAGUGUGAUCAAUCCUGAUGCCCAAGGACGGAUUGGAGGUACUGUCGACGCGGAUAUCGCUUCAAGAGCUUGGGAACAUGCCAGACGAAGAGCCGAGGAUGGAUGUAUCAUUUUAGGAUCUCUGCAUCCGUCGACACCCUCGCUGUUCCAAGCAUUUCUUCAAGUUAUACCUCUGCCCACUCCAGAGAUCGCAUACACUGCUCUAACGGCUUUGCGCCCUUUCCUCUCCUGUGUCACACCCCUCAAUCCGACAACCUAUAGGCACUCCUCUCUUGCUGCCAAGUAUACCGUCGCUCUGAAUGGGACAGUCACGGGAUUCACCCUUGCCCUGUCUGGCUCAGGGAUUGACGUGGAAAAGGGCCUGCUGACGAUUCCCUCUGAGCCUGGCCAUCGCGCCUUUGACGUCUUCUACUACCUCUUGACAUCAGCAUCCACUCCUACUGAGCGGGAAUUCCUGGGUCUGCAACAUCCUUCCAAGUACACCCUCUUAAAUAGAUCUGGAUAUUACGAUCCGCCCAACUAUCUUCCAUCAGCUGAUGACGCAGCAGCCGCUGAAGACUUCCGCUCCGCUUUGAAGUCGAUUGGCAUCAAGGGCGCGGCUUUCCGUGGGCUUCUGUCGUGCCUAGCCGGACUGUUGAAGCUGGGUGAGACGACUGGGUUCCUGGUUGACUCCGACGUCCUCGAGGAAAUAUGUGAGGAUGUAGGCGGCCUGAUCGGUCUGGAGCCCGAAGUCCUCAUUAAGAAGUGUUCCACAGAAGAUCGUGAAGUCUUGAUCGCAGGCAUGUACGAAGCUCUGGUGGACUGGGUCCUUUCAAAGGCCAACGAUGCUAUUGCCGCCGAGUUACGCUCCGGCGCUCUCACGCCUGACUCUAGCACCAAGACAGGUGAUGAGGUCAGUCUCACGGUCAUCGAGAUCCCUGGCGAGCCGCUCGGAAAAGCUGUGGCUAUGCGAAAUGUUUUCGACGAUACCCAGGGGAUAAACGCCGAAAUGAAGGACGAUGGUGUUGAGGUUGUACCUGCCGGCCACUCCGUUCUCAAGGAAAUGACCUCUGCCGUCGCGGAGGUGGAAGCUGACCUAGGUAUCAAAGGAGGACCGCUUAGUCGGGAAAGAGAGCACGACCGGGAUCGCAGGGAAGGCAUCCUGGAAAGAAUCGGUAACGAGGCCGAGGCUGGAGGCUUCCUUCGCACUUUACUCUACCCCGUUGAUGGCGAGGGCCUGAAUUUUGGCCGAAAAGGCCGCUUUGACCUGGGGGCUACUCUUGCCAGCAGUAGAGCAUGGUACCAGCUCUCUAUCCAUCCCACCGAUGAUGCACCAAGUUCGUUGGCUGCACUGGCUUCGACGACUUCCGCCUGGUCUGCGGGAGCGGUAUCAAGACAAUUGCGAGCAUGGAGACUUCCUGAAUGGGCCAACCACCGCAACCGGCGGCUCGACUUCACGGCUGAUUUUGAUGUCGAGGAGUUCGUGACAAGGUACUCCAGACUCGGCUGCAAAGAUGGCAAAGAUGGGAUAGAAAGCUUCUUGCUCGAAAGAGGCUGGACAAAUGGAGAAGUCAUCAUUGGGCGAGAACGGGUCUGGAUGCGUGAAAGUGCUUGGUGGGAGGCUGAGUCAAUGCUCGACAUGAUACCCGUCGAAGGCGGCUUUUCCGACGACCCUGCCUUCGGCCAGCCACUCAACCCCUUUGCAUCCAGCUACUCUGCCAAUGCUCCUCACAACGGCAGUGGCUUCUUCCCGCCAAUGGGUGACAAUUUGAGCGUCGGAGAUAGCCGGGAGAAUCUGCUUGCUCAGGCUGGCGCAGAACGGGCCAAGUCAAUCGCACCAACAAUGGCACGUACGAUGCACACAGUCGGCGGUGACUACGGCCUUGGGCCCAAGGGCGACGAUCACAAGGACGCAGUCUAUGAUCCCGACCUCGGGCAAUAUGUUGGUGGCAUGGAUCCCGAGCUUGCCGAUCCUCGAAACGUGGAGUCUAAGAAGACGUCCGUCGGCAGACAAGCUUGGGUGUCUCUUGUCUGGGCGCUCACCUGGUGGAUACCCUCUAUCUUCCUGCGCUAUAUUGGUCGCAUGAAGCGCCCCGAUGUGCGCAUGGCAUGGCGAGAGAAGAUCGUGUUAGUCUUCCUUAUCUUCCUACUGAAUGCCUUCAUCGUCUUCUACAUCAUCGAGUUUGGUAGGCUUCUGUGUCCAAACUUCGACAAGGCUUGGAAUGCAAAAGAAGUCGGCUUCCACACAGGUACAAAUGACUUUUAUGUCAGCGUUCGGGGGAAAGUCUACGACAUCACCAAGUUCUAUCGCAUACAACACAGUGACACGGCUAUUCAAACGAACGCGGAGAAUAUGCUUCCGCUGGCGGGACUGAAUCUUGACGCCUACUUCCCACCACCCUUGAGUCGAGCUUGUCCAGGGCUGAAUGUCGACGAGAGUGUGCAGUUGCAACACAAUGACACCAGCGCUAUUCUCUACCCGAACGCCGUCCACACCUCCGGUCACCUUUAUCAGCCAGAUCAGCAGUCAGCAUUGUAUAGCUGGGAUUGGUACAGCGACACUUUCCUGCCAAAGAUCAACCAAUAUUUCAAAGGAGACCUCGUUGUCUCAAAGGGCAGUAUCAAGAGUCAAGCUGAGAACGACGAUAGGCAGUGGGUGAUCAUCCACCAGAAAAUAUACGACCUCACCGACUAUUUCUACACCUUGAACCUCAUGAAUAAUUUUGCAACUUAUAAGUUCUUCCCCGAGGCGGUGACGGACCUGAUCAGCAGCAAUCCAGGCUCGGAUAUCACGAGCCAGUGGGGAACGGAUGCCGAGUUCGCAAACAGUCUGAACUGUAUGAACAAUGCGUUCUACGUUGGCAAGGUCGACUUCCGAGACACCCCAAGGUGUCAGGUCAACAACUACCUUCUCCUGGCUUUUGCCUUGAUCUUGUGUGUGGUCAUUGGAGUCAAGUUUUUGGCGGCAUUACAACUUGGGUCGAAGCGUCGACCAGCUGCACAGGAUAAGUUCGUUAUAUGCCAGGUCCCCGCCUAUACUGAGGGUGAAGACCAUCUGAGAAAAUCUCUAGAUUCUCUCACAGCCCUUCAGUAUGACAAUAAGAGAAAGCUAAUUUGUGUCAUUUGCGAUGGAAUGAUUGUGGGUGGUGGCAAUGACAGGCCUACGCCUAAAAUUGUUUUGGAUGUCCUUGGUGUUGAUCCCAAGAUCGACCCACCAGCUCUGCCCUUCCGCUCCGUCGGCAAUGGCAAUGAGCAACUCAAUUACGGGAAAGUGUACUCCGGACUCUACGAAUAUGAGGGCAACGUUGUUCCAUAUAUUGUCAUCGUCAAGGUUGGCAAGGAAUCGGAGCAAACAAAGGCCAAACCUGGAAAUCGCGGCAAGCGAGACUCUCAGAUCUUGUUGAUGCAGUUCUUGAACCGUGUCCACCACAGGUCACCCAUGUCUCCUCUCGAACUGGAAAUCUUCCACCAAAUCAACAACGUCAUCGGUGUCGACCCUGAACUGUAUGAGUAUCUACUCAUGGUCGACGCAGAUACCAUGGUCAAAGAAGAUUCGCUCAAUCGCCUGGUCGCCGCCUGUGCCAACGAUGCUAAGAUUGCAGGCAUCUGUGGCGAGACAAGCUUGGAGAAUGAAGAACGCAGCCUAUGGACAAUGAUUCAAGUCUACGAAUACUACAUCUCGCAUCAUCUUGCCAAAGCUUUCGAGUCCUUGUUCGGCAGCGUCACUUGUUUGCCUGGAUGUUUCUGCAUGUAUCGUCUUCGAACCGCUGACAAGGGUCGGCCUCUAAUCAUCUCGGACAAGGUCAUCCAGGAAUACUCGGACUGCGACGUUGAUACUCUCCACAAGAAGAACUUGUUGUCUUUGGGUGAGGAUCGAUAUCUUACGACGUUGAUGACCAAGCACUUCCCUUCGAUGUCCUACAAGUUUGUCCCCGACGCUUACGCCCUCACUGCCGCACCGGAAUCUUGGUCCGUCUUGUUAUCGCAGAGAAGACGUUGGAUCAACUCGACCAUUCAUAACCUUGCCGAGCUCGUCUUUUUGAAAGAUCUUUGUGGUUUCUGCUGCUUCUCGAUGAGAUUUGUCGUCUUCAUUGAUUUGUUUGGUACCUUGAUCCUUCCCGCCACCUGCACCUAUCUCGGCUACUUGAUUUACAGAGUCGCGUCACAUUCCGGCCAAUUUCCUCUGAUUUCGAUUGUGAUGAUUGCUGCAGUGUAUGGCUUACAAGCGGUGAUCUUCAUCAUCAAACGACAAUGGCAGCACGUGGGAUGGAUGCUCAUUUACAUAUUGGCAUAUCCCAUUUACAGCUUCGUCCUACCGAUCUACUCGUUCUGGAAUCAAGACAACUUUUCUUGGGGUAACACGAGAAUUGUUAUUGGAGAGAAGGGUGACAAAAAGGUCGUCGCCAUUCAAGACGAAGGCUUCGACCCCCGGUCGAUCCCUCUUCAGAGGUGGGAUGACUACGCCACAGCCAACAACCUGCCAGGCCGUCGUGGAAAUCCUGGCGCAUACCCAGAGAAAGGGUUUGAGUAUGGCUACACUGACGACCCGGCGAUGAUGGAAAUGGACGACAUGCAGUCAAGCUACUCUUCCGUGAAACCAGCCAGCACGAUCCUGGCUGGCUUCCCUCAGCAAUCAGCGCCAUAUAUGGCACCGCCUCGAUCAACGACGCCGUUUACCGCGAUGCAAAAUAACCGCGCCAGCACCAUGACUGGCCUCACACAGUUCAAGGAUCAACCGCUCAGCCUGCACGGACGGAACAUGAGUAUGAUGAGCCUGGGCAGCCAAAUGCGACUGAAGUCCCCGUCGCCCGUGCCACCAUACCAGGAUAACCCGCGCAGCCGCAGCCCGUACCAACAGGGAGGCAUGCAACAUUCGGUCAGCAGACCCAGCCUGUUAGGCGUGGCGGGCAUGACGAGCAGUCGGCCAGCAUCUACGGUGAUGGAUUUCCGCACCGUUCCUUCGGCGGGACCCAGUGAUCAUGACAUUGUCGAGGCGAUCCGCGCGGUAUUGGCCGAGGUGGAUCUCGACAAGGUCACCAAGAAGCAAGUCAGGGCGCUGGUCGAGCAGAGGCUUCAAUGCGAGGUGCCUGCUGGCGAGAGACGGGCGUUCCUGGACAAAGCAAUUGACGGCGAACUGGCCAACAUGUAA